AUGGUUGAUUCCGGAGCCGGGGUCAAUGUGAUCAGUGAAGAGACUUGGUCGUUCCUGAAGAAACAGAAAGUGGAAGUGGAGUAUCAAACGAAAAAAGUCGCGAAAACCUUGCUGGCGUACGGAAAUCAUCGGCUGUCCGUGAAGGGAAUGUUUGUGGCGAAAAUCGAAACCAAGAAGUCCUGUGCGCGCGACAAAGUCUUCGUUGUCAAAGAAAGUGGAUUGAACCUUUUGGGGCGAAAAGCGGCGAAGGACCUUGGAAUCCUCAAGAUAGAUACGUCGAUCUGCACCAUAAAGAAAAGUGAUGAUAAAGUCGGAAAGGUAAAAGGUGUAACCGUGUCCAUCCAAAUCGACCCUGAUGUGAAACCCGUCCAGCAUUCACAAUGUCGGAUUCCGAUACCGCUACAACCGAAGGUGGAGAAUGAAGAACGUAAUCAAUCGUCGCUCCCUUUGCACUGUCCAAUCCCUCAUCGAAUCACGAAUAGGACCUUUUGA
Molecule: messenger RNA, 492 nt
Organism: Aedes albopictus (Asian tiger mosquito)
Lineage: Eukaryota; Metazoa; Arthropoda; Insecta; Diptera; Culicidae
Exons: 1
Coding region: 1-492 (163 amino acids)
Biological process (GO): proteolysis
Molecular function (GO): aspartic-type endopeptidase activity
Source: RefSeq, a predicted model, not a curated record